CUAUAUUGUUAUUAUUUCGUGUAUUGCUGAUUAGAGAAACGGUUUUACAAAAUAUGAUAUUCGUCGAUUAGUUUUCGAUUUCAAUUCCACUGACUUCUAAAUAAUUUCAGAAUCUCUCGCAUAUAAUUCAAGUUACGUCAUUCGACGAAGUACACACAUGAGAGCCACAGAGAAUUUAUAAGCGAUCGUUUAAUAUCCAUAUCUAUUUGUAUCAGAAAAUGACAUUCUAUUAUAAAGGACGCGAAAAAAAAAUACCAAACGUAAAAUGCUGGUAUAAUAAAGCAAUAGUAUAUGAUCCGAUAAAAGCUGGCAGUAUAGAUGCCACUGAUAAUAUACCACAUGAUGCUGGAAUUGUUAGAGCCUUGAAUUCCGAGUAUAAAACAUCCUAUAAGGCAAUAGGAAAUCCUCUGAAUACAAUAUUUGUUGGCAGACUAAGCUUAGAUACAACGGAAACAGAUUUAGAAAAUGAAUUUAGUCGCUAUGGUAAAAUGAUAGCUUUAAGGCUGGUUAGAGAUUUAGUAACCGGUUUAAGUAAACGAUAUGCUUUUAUAGAGUAUAAUACGUUUGAAAUGGCAUUGAAUACUUAUGAACUCUGUAAAUUUCUAGUAUUAAAGAAUUCAGAGGUAUUUGUGGACUUCGAAUGUGGACGAUUGCUACCUGGGUGGAAACCUCGAAGAUUAGGCGGAGGUUUCGGAGGUGAAAAACAAUCUUGUCAACUUAGAUUUGGUGGUAGAAUAAGAAAUUUUAGACCACCUUUUAGUCUGGUUAAAUUUAGAAAGAAUAGAUCAAAUAAUGAGGAAAAUGAAGAAAAUAGGAAAUCAAUUACAACUCCUCAAUUUACUAAAAAAAUGGGUUCAAAUUCUGUUAGUGGUGCAACUACAUCUGCUCCUUCAAUCAUAUCAUUACCAUUAACACCUCCGUCACAACCAGCUAUUGUUUUACCACUAACACCGCCUUCAUAUUCAAAUGCACUGUUACCAUUAACACCACCUUCACAAUCAAUAAUUGUCUUACCAUUAACACCACCUUUAAAUUCAACUGUCACAUUACCAUUAACACCACCAUCACAUUCAACUACAUCUUUACCUUUAACACCACCAUCAAAUUCAAUUCCACCUUCUUGAAUUAUAUAAAAUUUAAAUGAUUUAUUAAUUAUAACAGUAUAUACAUUUUUAUUUUUGUACUAAUUUAUCUGAAUAUUAUAAUAAUUAU
This is a messenger RNA of Myzus persicae (green peach aphid), 1212 nucleotides long. Its product is annotated as U11/U12 small nuclear ribonucleoprotein 35 kDa protein-like. Gene Ontology annotation, molecular function: snRNA binding; mRNA binding. The record is from RefSeq and is a predicted model, not a curated record. Gene Ontology annotation, biological process: mRNA splicing, via spliceosome. Bases 219 to 1124 code for a protein of 301 amino acids. Gene Ontology annotation, cellular component: precatalytic spliceosome; U12-type spliceosomal complex. Lineage: Eukaryota; Metazoa; Arthropoda; Insecta; Hemiptera; Aphididae. The transcript is spliced from 4 exons.